AAUCAAUCCGUACUCAUUUCCCGCAUAUGGGCGCACAGACGGAAGUGGAGUGGCAGACAAUAGCCUUUGGUAUGCAGAAUGACCAGCCGAGCAGCACGGCAGCUAGCGCUGAAUGUCACCAAGGAGCCAGCGUCCGCAAUACACCGUGCCCUCGUAUUCAUUGCUUCGCCCUCCAGGUGUUGUCCAGCCUGUCCAGGCUAUCCACGCAGUGGGCACUGCCCCGGCACUAGCGGGCCUAACCGCCCGUAGGCCCCGACGGCAGGCCUCCCUCUUCCCGAAGCUGAACCAUGGUUCUGGGUUUGGCCUGCGCGCCCUGUGCUCAUACCUUCCAUGUCAGACCCGGGGGCUUGGAUGCUCUAAUCCCAGGCGCGUCUGACGCCCUUGACUUGCAUGACGACCUGGCCGCAUGCAUGGCCCAUGGGUUACGUUCGGAGGGAAACGACAGCAGAUCAAUGCCGGCUCUUGGCGCAAACCCAGCGAGGCGGACGGGAGGGUCGUCG
This is a messenger RNA of Aspergillus heteromorphus CBS 117.55, 500 nucleotides long. RefSeq lists its product as uncharacterized. The coding region runs from base 113 to 376 and encodes 87 amino acids. Lineage: Eukaryota; Fungi; Ascomycota; Eurotiomycetes; Eurotiales; Aspergillaceae. The transcript has a single exon. The record is from RefSeq and is a predicted model, not a curated record.